AUGACCAGCAUGGUGUGUGAUGUUGUUGAUCGAUUUUUAAAGAGUCCUGAAGGGUUGCUGCUAAAAGAUCUUUAUCCGGACUUUCAACCUCCUAAAAGACCUUUUAAACGCAUGAGUUACAGUGAUGCUAUUGAGUGGUUAAAAGCUGAUGGUUACAAAAAAGAAGAUGGAACGUUUUAUGAAUUUGGAGAGGAUAUUCCAGAGAUGCCUGAAAGAAGAAUGACAGAUGCUAUUGGAGAGCCAAUUUUGCUUACACGAUUUCCUGCUGAUGUGAAAGCAUUCUACAUGCAGAAGGACCCUAAAGAUAGACGAGUUGCGGAGGCGGUCGAUUUACUAAUGCCUGGUGUGGGUGAAAUUGUUGGUGGUUCCAUGAGAAUGGAUAAUAAUGAUGAGCUGAUGGAAGCGUUUCAAAAACAGAAGCUGGAUCCGUCUCCCUAUUACUGGUACACCGACCAGAGAAAGUAUGGAACCUGCCCUCAUGGAGGUUACGGCCUCGGCUUAGAUCGUUUUGUCACUUGGUUGACCAAUCGUUACCAUAUUCGAGAUGUGUGCUUCUACCCGCGAUUUAUAGGGCGUUGUACACCUUAGAUAGAAAAUAUUUUUGUUUUGAUGUAGGGGAAGGUAUUGGAAAGAAUGAUGUUUUAGUUA
Hydractinia symbiolongicarpus is the source of this 648-nucleotide messenger RNA. Its product is annotated as asparagine--tRNA ligase, cytoplasmic-like. Gene Ontology annotation, cellular component: cytoplasm. Gene Ontology annotation, biological process: asparaginyl-tRNA aminoacylation. The record is from RefSeq and is a predicted model, not a curated record. The transcript is spliced from 8 exons. Gene Ontology annotation, molecular function: asparagine-tRNA ligase activity; ATP binding. NCBI's taxonomy places the organism in Eukaryota, Metazoa, Cnidaria, Hydrozoa, Anthoathecata, Hydractiniidae. Bases 1 to 588 code for a protein of 195 amino acids.